GAAGAGAGAACACGCCAGGGCUGCCGGAGGAGGUGGGAAGAGGCGUCGCGGAGGCAGUGCCGCGCGCGGCAACCCAACCCGGCUCAACUCCGGCGAGGGCGCAACCGCGCACGUCCCCCUCUUCCCCCAGCUAUUUGAAGUGCCACGACCAGGAAUCGGAAUCCGGAUCGAGCAUCACGCGCGAGGGGGGUUUCGAAACUGCGGAAUGCCGCCACCGGCCGCGAUGCUGCUGCUCAGCCCGUCACCGGGUGUUCCCUCGCUGUCGCUGGCCCUGGCCCCGAGGCGGGCGCCGCUGCGGGCCGCGAGGCAGCGGAGGCUGGCGCUUCGGCCGGUGAGGAUCCGCGCCGCCGCGGCGAUCGGGGGCGAGUUCGGCGGCCUGGGCCGGCGCCGCGUGGUCGUGGGGGAGUUCAUCGAGCGCCUGCGGAACGUGCUUCCGGGGGGCAGCUGGUGGCGCCUCGAGGACGGCGACGAGGCCGGGGACGGGGGCGGACGCGCCGAGGGGAGCGGGACCACCGCGCUCUCCGCGCUCAGGCGGAUGUGGGGGCUCGUUGCCGCCGACCGCUGGGUCAUCUACGCCGGCUUCGCGUCCCUCGUCGGCGCUGCGCUUGCGGAGAUCGCUAUACCCCAUCUCCUCGCGGCGUCCAUUUUCUCUGCGCAGAAUGGAGGGGCCGUGUUCUACAGAAAUGCCAAGCUUCUAGUUGUCCUAUGUCUGGUUUCCGGAGUGUUUAGUGGUGUACGAAGCUGCUGUUUUGGUGUUGCAAACAUGAUAUUGGUCAAACGGAUGAGAGAAAUGCUUUUUGAUUCUAUUCUUUCUCAGGAUAUUUCCUUUUUUGAUGAGGAAACCGUCGGUGACCUAACAAGUAGGCUUGGUUCUGACUGCCAACAAGUGUCUCGUGUUAUAGGAAAUGACCUUAACCUGAUUUCCCGCAAUGUACUUCAGGGUGCAGGUGCAUUAAUUUAUCUGCUAGUCUUAUCCUGGCCUCUUGGGUUGUGUACACUGCUAAUUUGUGCAACUCUAUCAACAAUUAUGCUAGUUCAUGGACGGUUUCAGAAAAGAGCAGCAAAAUUCGCACAGGAGUUCACUGCAAGCGCCAAUAAUGUUGCUCAAGAAGUGAUAACUUUGGUUCGGACAGUGAGGGUGUACGGAACAGAAAAGCAGGAGUUUAAAAGGUAUGCAAAGUGGCUCGAUAAGCUAUAUGAUGUAAGCUUUCGGCAGACAGUGGCUUAUGGAGGCUGGAGCCUGAGCUUGAACUAUCUAUACCAUUCUACUCAGGUCAUCGGAGUGGUGAUUGGAGGACUAGCUAUCAUGUCUGGGAAGUUAACUGCUGAGCAGUUGACAAAAUUCACACUCUAUGCUGAAUGGCUAAUUUUGUCCACAUGGUGGAUUGGAGACAACUGGUCCUCCCUGAUGCAAUCUGUUGGAGCAAGUGAAAAAGUAUUCCGUUUGAUGGAUCUCCUGCCUAGCAAGCAGCUUAGCUCCAAAGGACUCAAGUUAGAGAAAUUGGAAGGGAGAAUUCAGUAUGCUGAUGUAUCAUUUUCAUAUCCAUCAAGACCUACGGUACCAAUUUUGAGAAGAUUGAAUCUGACGCUGAAUCCAAAUGAAGUAGUUGCAAUUGUUGGUCUCAGCGGAAGUGGCAAGAGUACUAUAGUCAAUUUACUGCUUCGAUUAUACGAGCCUACAAAUGGGCAAAUAUUAGUUGAUGGUGUCCCACUUACUGAACUUGAUGUCAGAUGGUUCCGAGAAAGAAUUGGUUUUGUUGGACAGGAACCACGCUUAUUCCGGAUGGAUAUUAGCUCUAAUAUUAAAUAUGGUUGCCCAAGAGAAGUCAGUCAUGAAGAAGUGGUGUGGGCUGCAAAGCAGGCCUAUGCUCACGAUUUCAUAAUGUCUCUGCCCGAUGGUUAUAACACCAUUGUUGAUGAUGCUCUUCUUAGUGGUGGUCAAAAACAACGUGUUGCUAUUGCCAGGGCCCUUCUGAGGGAGCCAGCUAUCUUACUACUUGAUGAAGCCACUAGUGCGCUCGAUGCUGAGAGUGAACAUUAUGUGAAGAGUGUCAUCACAAAAGUUAGUCGUGACUCAAGGACUAAAAGAUCUGUGGUAAUCAUAGCACACAGGCUAUCUACAAUUCAAACAGCUGAUAGAAUUAUAGUGAUGGAAAAUGGUAACAUUGUGGAGGAUGGUAAACACAGUGAACUUAUUGAGAAGAAUGGUUUAUAUUCAAGACUAGCAAGGCGACAAAAUGACAACCUCGACUCGUCCUGAAAUCACAGAAGGUGGUUUACUCCACGCCCUUUUUUUCAGUGGAUUGACAGGUAGUGAGAGUCGUCUGUCAUUGGUGUAUUCUUUACGAGGACUGACCUGGACCGGGGAGCUCGAAUAAACUUGCAUUGUUUUCCCCACGACCAAAAGCGGUUUGCUACUAAUCAAGCUAAACCAUAAUGGUUUUCCCCACAAAGAGGAGCAAGACAGUAAACAGCUAGAUCGGCAUUACGGAGAGCAGGGUAAUAAGAAUCCAGUAGUUUGUAAAGAAAUCUGUCACACUAAAUUUUCGUUGGAUCCAGCAUGUAACUAGAGGUGUAUAAUGCAUAGUAAUCUUAGUCUUAUUUUACACAUGGAGAAAAUGCUCCAAUUUUGACGAUGUUACCUCAUUUAUGAAUUUCGGGUAAUGUGACUCAACGGCUCAACGCGCAUAUGCUGCCAUUCGCUUAA
This is a messenger RNA of Panicum virgatum (switchgrass), 2707 nucleotides long. RefSeq names its product ABC transporter B family member 26, chloroplastic-like. Lineage: Eukaryota; Viridiplantae; Streptophyta; Magnoliopsida; Poales; Poaceae. Gene Ontology annotation, biological process: transmembrane transport. Bases 206 to 2260 code for a protein of 684 amino acids. The record is from RefSeq and is a predicted model, not a curated record. Gene Ontology annotation, cellular component: membrane. Gene Ontology annotation, molecular function: ABC-type transporter activity; ATP binding; ATP hydrolysis activity. The transcript has 18 exons.